AUGUCGGGGCAGCCCACCCGUGAGACCAGCAUCGUGCCACCACCCGCGGGGGACUAUGAGGGUACCUUGGAGCCAGGCCAGGGCAGCGCCGGUGAUGGACCACCUGGGGCUGGAGACCCCGUGGGACCACGGCCACCUCCUCCUCCCACCACCAUGCCCAAGCACCUCCUGGUCCCUCCAGGCACAGGUGGCCGGCCCAUCUCCUUGGAAAUGGCGAUGGGGCUGAGAAAGCUGCUCUUCGGAAACGUGUCCCACCUCUUCAGCUGCCAAUGGGCACAAGCGUACUUCAGGUUUCGCGAUCCCUACUCAGACCUGGCCUACGCUUUGGAGGCAGAAAAGGGGCUGAGAAAGCUGCUCUUCGGAAACGUGUCCCACCUCUUCAGCUGCCAAUGGGCACAAGCGUACUUCAGGUUUCGCGAUCCCUACUCAGACCUGGCCUACGCUUUGGAGGCAGAAAAGUACGCCACAACAGGCUGCUCUCUGACACUCCAUCACACAGAAAAGCCAGAACACGAAGACAUCUGUGAGUAUCGUCCCUACUCCUGCCCAUGCCCUGGUGCCUCCUGUAAAUGGCAGGGAUCCUUGGAAGCUGUGAUGUCCCACCUCAUGCAUGCCCACAAAAGCAUUACCACCCUUCAGGGAGAAGACAUCGUUUUUCUUGCCACAGACAUUAACCUUCCAGGGGCGGUUGACUGGGUCAUGAUGCAGUCGUGCUUUGGUCACCACUUCAUGCUGGUGCUGGAGAAACAAGAGAAGUACGAAGGUCACCAGCAGUUUUUUGCCAUCGUGCUGCUCAUCGGCACCCGUAAGCAAGCGGAGAACUUUGCAUACAGACUGGAGCUGAAUGGCAACCGCCGCCGGCUGACCUGGGAGGCAACGCCCCGCUCCAUCCACGACGGGGUGGCUGCGGCCAUUCUGAACAGCGACUGCCUAGUUUUUGAUACGGCUAUAGCACACCUUUUUGCUGACAAUGGAAACCUCGGCAUUAACGUGACUAUUUCUACAUGUUGUCCGUGAUGUAUUUGUG
Messenger RNA from Charadrius vociferus (killdeer), 1027 nucleotides. It is a transcript of the gene SIAH2, whose product is annotated as siah E3 ubiquitin protein ligase 2. The record is from RefSeq and is a predicted model, not a curated record. Gene Ontology annotation, biological process: proteasome-mediated ubiquitin-dependent protein catabolic process; multicellular organism development. The coding region runs from base 1 to 1017 and encodes 338 amino acids. Lineage: Eukaryota; Metazoa; Chordata; Aves; Charadriiformes; Charadriidae. Gene Ontology annotation, molecular function: ubiquitin conjugating enzyme binding; ubiquitin protein ligase activity; zinc ion binding. The transcript has 6 exons. Gene Ontology annotation, cellular component: cytoplasm.